Molecule: messenger RNA, 1206 nt
Organism: Didymodactylos carnosus
Lineage: Eukaryota; Metazoa; Rotifera; Eurotatoria; Philodinida; Philodinidae
Source: the annotation of a GenBank genome assembly
AUGCGAUCAUUAGCAUCAGUCAAAGAAGAAAUUCGUCUGUUAGAACAAAAAUAUUCAACAGACAAUGAACAAUUCCAAAUAUUAACAGUAAAAUCUUUUGAACAUAUUAUUAGUACGUAUCGAAAUAAAAAGUUAAAUAAUUCAAUAUCAAUCGAUUGUGCAAUACAAGAACCACUGUACAAAUGUUUUUGGUUUAAUAAUGAUAAUAAUAAUAAUAAUAAUACAUUAUCCGAAGAUAAAGAAACAGAUGAAGAACUAGCAAGAAUAUUCGACUAUUUAAAUCAGGACGAUGAUAAUAGAACAGUAGAACAACAAAUUGAAAUAAUUAUAAAUCGUCUUAAUGAUUAUUUUAAUAAUAAAACAAUUAAACUUUCAGUAGAUCAAGAAGCCAAAAAUGAAGAUUCCGGCAAUGAUGAAGGAUCCAAUCGCCAAGAAGAAGAAGAAGACAGAAGUGACGGCGAUGAAGAAGAAGAAAUUGAAGACGAUAAUGAUGAAAUAUUAAUUGAAGAAAAAGACUAUAAAAAAGAGAUGAUUGAUGGAAUAAGUGUGGAAAAUCAUCAGUUAUUAGAAAAAUUAAAAUAUCGUCGAAUUAAUGAAUUAUCACAAAAAAAUCAUCAAAAAAUCAGUACAGCUUCUGCAACAGCAACAUCGUCACUACAAUCAACAUCGAUACAAGCCACAGAUCGUUUGAUGAAGGAAUUACGUGAAAUAUUUCGAUCAGAGAGCUAUAAAAAAGGAUAUUAUACAGUGGAAUUAGUUGAUGAUUCUCUUUAUGAUUGGAAUGUAAAAUUGUAUCAUGUUGAUAAAGAUAGUAAAUUAUAUACCGAUCUAGAACUAUUAAAAAAUCAUGAAAAAAAUGUGAACAAACUAGAUCAUAUAUUAUUGAAUUUAUCAUUUACAGACAAUUAUCCGUUUUCACCUCCAUUUUUUUUUAGUCUAAAUUGUUCAAUGUUUUUGCUCGUAGGUCAUGUUUAUCAAGGUGCAAUUUGUAUGGAAGUGUUAACAAAACAAGGUUGGUCGAGUGCUUAUAGUGUGGAAUCAUUAGUCUUACAAAUUUGUACAACAAUUGCUAAAGCACAAGCUCGAAUCGAUUUUAAUAGUAUAAACGAGUCAUUUUCAUUAAACAAAGCGUUAUCAACAUUUCAACAUAUUAGCGCUAUUCAUGAAAAGUCAGGAUGGUCCACACCUCCUUUGACCGAAGGUUGA